AACACCCUCAGGGCCAGAGGAGCCCUGCCUGCUGAAGAUGCUGCGUAACGCUCACAUUGGAGAUCGGUGAGCACCUUGUUAACAUCAAGAAGAACGGUCGUCAUGUUCCCAGCAGCCCAGUUGCUGUUAUGACCAACAGUCAGAGAUUGGUGAUGUGAGCCGUGUGCGUGUGAGUGGACCGGGCUGAGCGAGGCCAGGACUUUUGAGCCUACAGAGUUCUACAUUGACACUCGUCAUGCAGUCUCAUCUUUUUUAUAUUAGGCUGCGGUGGCUUGAGUCUUUCCAUUGAAGUGGAAACAAACACUGAGGACCAACAGGAUGGCACCUGCAAGGUCACCUGCUGCCCCACUGAACCAGGAAAUGACAUCAUCAACAGAAGUGAUUUCACAGUGAAAGUAACAGGGGAGGGCAGAAUGAAGGCGAGCAUCACCAGACAGAGGACAGCAACAUCAGUUGCAAACGCUGACAGCCAGUGUGACCUCAGCCUCAAGAUCCCAGGUCGUAUCAGGAACAAGGCUGGAGUGGACGAUAGCGCAGCCGAUGUCGUCCUGUCCCUUAACAUAAUUUCUGCCAAGAACAUCGAGUCAUCCCACAACAACAACAGGGCACCGACGCAAGGGGAGCUGUGGUGGCAUUGCAUGACGGGUGCAGAACGCAAGCUGGGCUGGGAUGUGAUUGGCCCAGUGGAAGGACAAGAGGAUGGGAGGCUCUUCCUCGUCUGCUGAAGACGAGGCUGGCGUGGACUCCGCUCUAAAGAAGGAAUUCCUGGCCUGCUGGUGGACCCAUGAUGAACAUGUGGCAUAAUUAUAUCAGGGGGUUUUAGGGAGUGUAGAAAAUGGUAGUUUUACAGGUUUUAGAAUUAUUUUAUUUAGUUUUAGUAGAUUGACAACAUUUUAUUAUGUACAUUUUAAGGGUGUUUUUAUUUGUGCUCCCUGGCCUAGAAAAAAACAGUUUCCGAUCAGACCUGCUUCAUCUCUGUGCCCUUGGUAUCUGACUCGCUUGCUCCCCCUUGUAUUUUAAAGAAUCUUUCUUUUUAGCACGACAUUCUGGCGCGACCGCUUUAAUGUCUGCGUGUUACAGUUGCACGACCUUUUCCAUUUUCGCUGCCCGUUACUUUGCUUCAUUGUCUCUGUUGCCUGACUCUUUGUGCUUCUUUUUUUUUCUGUGCGCUCUCUUUCUUCCUCAGGUUUUCUAUUGAUAAGGAUAUUGAUAGGUACCAGAGAACAUAAAGCUCCUUCACUGAAAGACUUUUAUGCUUCUCAUUAGUCCCAUAGGCUCAUAGAAAUAAGCUCUCCAGUUUGUGUGUGCUUGUGUGUUGCAUAAGAUCUGUCUUCAUUCAUGCCUGUUGUUAUUACACCUCCAAACCAGUAAAGGCAAUCUUUGGAGGCAACACCCUUUUUAGUACUUUUCUGUAUUUGUUUGUGAUUGUGACACUGAACCACAGUGCUAUGUAUAUCCUCUGUAACACUCAGAUGUUUCCAGAUCAGUGUUUUCACCCUCAGCUGUUUCUCACUAUAGAGUCUUACCUCAGUGCCAAUGAGGCACCAGCAGAGCAUAUCUGGCCCCCAUCUGUGGCUGAUAGUGCCCCCUGCUGUUAAUAACAGGAACAGUGUAACCUUGUAUAGAGCUCAUAGUGAUGGUCUUAAGAUUGCUGCUGCAAGGCAGUCAUUUGUAUCCAUGUGUGCUGUAUAUUCUGAGCAUAUGCAGUUAUGUGAGCUCUCAGGUUUUAUGUAUCAUGACAUAAUUUAAAAAAAAAAAAAAAUUCAGGUCCUUAUUAAAUGGCCUGUAAUGGCCUGUAUUUAUAUAGUGCUUUUUUACGCUUUAUUAGGUCUCAAUAUGAGGUAAAUGCAACCUCAGAUGAACAACACACAACACAUUAUUACAUGUCAUUAUUUAUUUAACAAACACUGAGCCUAAAUUCAGAUGUUUAAAAAACUAAGUACAUCCAAGACUAUUUCUGUUAAGUCUAAUUGUCGAAUGUUGUCAUUGUGUUUCUUAAAUUUGGAAAGUCUUAGUUCAAUCUAUAGGAUCAAGACAUUCCUUUGUCUCUGACCACCUCUCCAGCCACUCUGUGCUGGGGGAGGUUUUAUUGUAGAUACAUCCUAUCUGAAAGACCAGUUUCUUGUGUGGUACGCUUCCUGCUUUUAUGACCCUUUUGGUCAGCAGGAGGUCACACAAAUGCCACCCAAACACACACACACACACACGUUCUUGCACAUGCAUACAGGUGUUUACACAUACACACACAUAGUGCCUUGUCUUAGAGCCAUUUGGGGGUUUUACGUUGGGAGGUGCUUUUGCUGUGAUGUGUAUUGUGUGAACUAUUUUUUUCCAAUAAAAGGCAGCGAGCGGAGGCCAGAGUCGGGGUCAUUUUGUGGUAGGAUUCGAGGUGCG
Messenger RNA from Pelmatolapia mariae (spotted tilapia), 2394 nucleotides. Its product is annotated as kinesin-like protein KIF1B. The record is from RefSeq and is a predicted model, not a curated record. Bases 414 to 725 code for a protein of 103 amino acids. The transcript has 6 exons. Lineage: Eukaryota; Metazoa; Chordata; Actinopteri; Cichliformes; Cichlidae.